Messenger RNA from Rotaria sp. Silwood1, 6159 nucleotides. The record is from the annotation of a GenBank genome assembly. Lineage: Eukaryota; Metazoa; Rotifera; Eurotatoria; Philodinida; Philodinidae.
AUGAUGAAACAACCAGAGGAAAAUAUUUCAACAACAAAUUCUGAUUUUAUGACAUGUAAUGGUCAUCAAGAUGAAUUAAUAAAAACUCGUCAAGAUUCUGAUAAUGAUGAUGCAGCAACAAAUACAAGUUCAACAUCAUCAAUUAAUGAUGUUUCAUUUAAUAAUUGUCCUAAUGUAUCAUCAUCAUCAUCAUCAAAUUUAAAUGCAAGUGGAAUAACAACAACAAAUCCAAAUAAUUCAAAUGAACUUGUUCUUUUACCUGAAGUUUCAUUUAAUAUACGAAUACAAUCACCUGGUUUAGAUAUAUUUGAUUUAUCAGUAACAUCAAGUGAACUUGUACAAGAAAUUCAUCAAGUUUUAAUGGAUAAAGAAGAAACAUGUCAUCGUACUUGUUUUUCAUUACAACUUGAUGGAAUUAUUUUAGAUAAUUUUUCUGAAUUAAAAAAUAUUGAUGGUUUAAAAGAAGGAAGUCUAAUAAAAGUUGUUGAAGAACAAUAUACUGUACGUGAAGUACGUAUUCAUAUACGACAUAUAAAUGAUUUAAUACAUGCAUGUGAUUUAAAUGAUUUAUAUAAUGGUACAAAUAAUUAUUCAUUAUGUCUUGUGAAUGAUAUUAAUAAUAGUGAAACAUCUUCAUCAUCAUCAUCAUCGAAUACUGAUCGAAGAAAAAGUGCUGAAACUAGUGGAAGUGAUUCUAUUGUACCAGAAUAUCUUUUACCUAAUCAAAAAGAUAUUCUACUUACACCACUUUUUACAACAAAUAAUAAAAUUAAUCGAUUACAUUGUUUAAAAAUAUUGUCCUAUAGUGGUUGGAAUCCACCAAAUGGUUCAAGAAAAUUACAUGGUGAUCUUAUGUAUUUAAAAGUAACAACAUGUGAAGAAAAAACAUUUCAUAUAACAGCAUGUACAAAAGGUUUUUAUGUUAGUCAAACAACAGAUGAAAAAUUUCUUCCAAAACCGGUGCAACCUAAAGCGAUAUUUCAUUCACUUGUUGAUCUAUUAAAUAAUAUUAGUCCAAUUUUUAAAAAGAAAUUUCGUGCUAUACAACGUAAACGUUGUACAAAACAUCCAUUUGAACGUAUACAAAUUCCAUUUCAAAUACAUCCAUGGUUAUCACCACGUUUUGAACAUACAAUAGAUCAUUUUCGAGCUGAAGAUGCAAAUAUAAAUAAACUUGGUCAUGAAGAUCAUAUACCUGGUCAAGUACGUGAUUGGAAUGAAGAAUUACAAAUAACAAAAGAAUUACCAAAGAAAAAUUUACCUGAAAGACUUAUACGUGAACGUGCAAUGUUCAAAGUUCAUACUGAUUUUGUUUCAGCUGCUAUUCGUGGUUGUCAAGCUGUUGUUGAUGGUAAUAUAAUGGCUAUUAAUCCUGGUGAAGAAUCAAAAGUUCAUAUGUAUAUAUGGAAUAAUAUGUUCUUCAGUCUUGGUUUUGAUGUAAAAGAACAUUAUAAAGAUUUUGGUGGUGAUGCUGCUGCUCACUCAGCACCAACAAAUGAUUUACAAGGUGUUCGUGCUAUAAAUACACUCGAUUUAGAUGGUUUACAUACAUUAGGUACUGUUGUUGUUGAUUAUCGUGGCAUGCGUGUUACUGCCCAAUCGAUUGUCCCCGCGAGAAAUAACAGAGAAAGAAUUAUCACACGACUAGAAGAAACGUAUAAAAUUAUGUUAAUACAUCAUCAUCGACAACGAUGGUUAUUUAUUAUUUUGAUAUUUGGAUUUUUUUUAUUAAUAUAUAAAUAUAAUCAAAUAAGAAAAUAUUAUUUUACUGAUGAACAUCGUAUAUAUACUUCAUUACUUAUUGAAUUACCAAAUAUUGAACGUUUAAUACGUUUAAAACAAGCAAAUUUAACAAUAAUACAAAAUCGUUUAAAAAAAAUUGAAAAAUAUUUAACUAAAUAUACAUGGCAUUUAAAUCGUUUAAUUAAAACAAUUGAUUAUAAUAAAAAAGAAGAAAAAAAAAUAUUUCAUUUUAAUUCAUUUGAUUUUGAUUUAGAAAAAAAUAUUCAUAAAAAUUAUACAAAAUUUCUUGUUUGUUUUCAUUUAAUUAAAAGUUCAAAUGAUGAUAUUGAUUAUCAAAUAUUAAAUGAAUUUCAUUUAAAAAUUUCUAAAAUUAAUAGUCCUUAUAUAACAUUAAAUAAAAGUGAAGCUUAUUUAAAUAUUAUUUAUUUACCAAUACAAUCAUAUCAACGAAAUAUUUGUUAUAAAGAUUUAAUUAAUGAAAAUUAUUUUGUUUUAUAUGAAUUUUUAAAUCCUAUUAAUGAAGAUAUUGAUGAAAAAUGUUUUCAUGGAAAUUUUCUUCAUGUAAAAUUUUUUACUCAAUUUAAUACAAAUCAAACAUAUGUUAAUAAUGAUCGUUGGCGUUUGAAUGAUGAAGAAAAAUCACCUAUUGGUAUUAUUUAUUUAAAUACAACUGCUAUUAUUGCUGCACAUGAAUAUGAUCGAUUAAAAAAUGCUUAUGAAAUAACAAUUGAAUGUUCUCAUCGAUCUUGUUAUCAAACAAUUUUGAAUAAAAAUAUAUCUAUUAUAUCUCUUAUUUGUUCUUCUAUAUAUUCUAUUUCAAUUCAAUAUGAAUUCUAUGAUGCGUUUUUUUAUUUUCUUUCACAACAAAUUCAUAUAAAUCUUUUCAAUUGUGAAAAUUAUCUUCCAUAUUCAAAUAUAAUUGAUUGGUUACAUCCAUCAAUAUCUCUAUCAUGGUUAUAUACAAUUUAUUUUCAAACAUUUCAACAUCGUUUUCAUACAUUAAUUGCUUAUUUACGUACAUAUUAUCGUUUACCAACAUUAUCAAAUGAAUUAAAAUUUCAUGAAAUAAAAAAUCAAUUAGUAAAAGAAAAAAAUUUUUAUUAUUUAAUUCAUUCACGAAAUAUUAAUUUUACUCGAAUGUCAAUUGGUUUAAUGGAUAAAAUUAAUUUUCAAACAAAUAAAAAAUAUUCAAUACAUAUAGAACCAACAUUUUAUGAUCAAUGGAAUCGUUUAUAUCAACCAUUUUAUCGUUCAAAAACACAAACAAAUCCAUUUGAAAUAUCAUUUUCACAUAAUAAAUAUACAAUUAUUAUUUUAACACAUAAAAAACGUUUUUAUCAAUUAAAUCGUUUAUUAUUACAUUUAAAUGGUUUAAUUAAUCUUGAUCGUAUACUUGUUUUAUUUAAUCAAGUUGAUUCGAUAGAAAAUUUUCAUAAUAAAAAUUUUUCAUUAAAUAAUUUUCUUGAUAAUUAUUCUAUAUAUUUACCAUCAAUACAUGUUGAUAUUAUUUAUAUAUUUAAUUUAACAAAUAAUUUAAAUAAUCGUUUUUUACCAUGGAAUGAAUUUAUUCAUACUGAUUGUAUAUUAUCAUUAGAUGAUGAUAGUUUUUUACGACAUGAUGAAAUUGAAUAUGCAUUUCAUAUAUGGAAAGAAUAUCCUUCACGUCUUAUUGGUUUUAUUUCACGUUCACAUAAAUCUAAUACAUUAGAAUAUGAUGCAUCAUCAUUAUUAUGUUCAUAUUCAAUGAUAUUAACUGGUGCAGCUUUUUUACAUCGUUGGUAUUUAGAUUUUUAUACAAAUAUUAUGUCUGAACAAAUACGUCAAUAUAUUAAAUUACAUAUGAAUUGUGAAGAUAUAGCUAUGAAUUUUUUAAUAAGUUAUUUAACAAAACAAACACCUAUUAAAAUUGGACAUCGUGAAACAUUUUAUUGUUAUAAAUGUCAAGAUAGUUUAUCAAGUAAAAUUAAUCAUUAUCAACAACGAACGGAAUGUAUUCUUGAGAAAGAACAAGAACAAAGUGUUGUUUAUGGAUCAACAGAUUUUGGUAAAACUUGUACAACAAAUGAAAAAUAUAAAGAAUUAUUGGAAAAAGUUUCAACUAUGCUUAAAAUUAAACCACAUACAAUUAAAACAGAAAAAGGAGAUUCUAUAGAAUUAUUAACAGCUGUCGAAUGUAAAGGUAUUAUUGGUAAUGAUGGAAGACAUUAUUUAUUAGAUUUAUUACGUAUGACACCACCUGAUCUUAAUUAUUUACCAGUUGAUGUUGAACAUUUAUCACCAUCUAUGAAACAAUUUGAUUAUCCAAAAACAUAUAAACAUCGUUUAUGUUGUUUAAGACAAGAAUUAAUAGAUGCUUUUGUUGAACAAAAAUAUGUCGAUUUUUAUCGUUCAAUUGCACUUAAUUUAUCAAGAUUACGAUCUAAUGAAUCAAUAUCAAACGAAACUACUGAACGAACAAAUGUCGAAGAAGCUAAACGUAUUGUUAAUGAAAUUAGUGUUGAAGAUAAUAGUCGAGAAAUAAUUCAAUCAGCAUGUCGUUCGAUUGGUUCAGUAAAAGAUAAUGAAUUUGAUGUUCGUUUUAAUCCUGAUUUAUUUCAACCACAUGUAACACUUAAUCAAACGUCCGAUGAAACAAUAGCUGAUAUAAAAUUACUUAAAGAAGCAGCUGAAUAUUUAGUAUUAAAACAAAUUCCAUUAAUGAUACAAGAUUUUCAAGAUCAUUCAUCUGUACCUGUCGAUGGUGAAAGUCUUUCAGAAGCUAUGCAUUCAAGGGGUAUUAAUAUUCGUUAUCUUGGUCGUAUAGCUCAACUUCUUACUCAACAAUCUUCUCUUACAUAUAUAUAUGAAAUAGUUGUAACUGAAAUUCUUUGUCGAAGUACAAAACAUGUAUUUCGUACAUAUUUACAAUCAGUACCAAUUCAUCUUUUAUCAUAUUCAAUAAGUCAUUUUCUUAAUUGUUUUCUAACAAUUAUAUCAUUACCAACAACAGAUUAUACAUUUGAUGAAUUAGCAUCAGCAACAACUAUUCAAUCAACAAAUACUACAUCAAAUGUAUUAUUAACAAAUUCAACAAAUAUUUCAUCUCAAAAAUCUAAUGCUAAAAAGAAAAAUAAAAAACAACAACAACAACAACGUAAACAUAGUCCUAUGAUGAGAAAUGAAUCAUUAGAGUUUUCAUCAAUAACUUCAAAAGUACUUUGGUCCCAAAUAAUUAAUGAAGCAAAAUCAAGAUAUAGUUUUGAUUUAAAUUGUGAUGAUAUUGAAUCAUUUGUUGAAAAUUAUGCUGUUCGUCGUACAUGUAUUUUACGUUCAUUUUGUCGAAAAACUGGUUUACAAAUAACUAUGCGUGAAUAUCAAUUUGAAACAAUAAAUAAAUCAAUUCGUUCAAAUAAUGAAUGUUUUAAUGAAAAUGAUAUUAUUAAUAUAUUUCCAAUAAUAAAACAUGUUCCACCAAAACCAAGUGAUGCUUAUCAAUUUUUUACAAGUGGACAACAAAAAAUUCAACAAGGUUUACUUCGUGAAGGUUUUGAAUUAAUAUCUGAAGCACAUAAUUUAUUAAAUAAUGUUUAUGGACCAAUGCAUCCUGAAAUUAGUAUGUGUUUAAGAUUACUUGCACGAUUAAAUUAUAUUAUGGGAGAUUAUCAAGAAGCACUUAUGACACAACAUAAAGCUGUUAUGAUGUCUGAACGAGUUUUAGGUAUUGAUCAUCCACAAACAGCAACAGAAUAUAUUCAUAUGGCAUUAUAUUCAUUUGCAAAUGGUCUUUCAAUAAAUGCAUCAAAAUUACUUUGUCGUGCUCGAUAUAUUAUAUUAACAUGUUGUGGUGAAAAUCAUCCACAAAUUAGUCUUAUUGAUAGUAAUCUUGGAUUGAUUUUACAAUCAUAUGGUGAUUAUGAAAAUGCACUUAAAUUUAUGGAAAAAUCACUUGAAUUAAAUAAAACUUUCUAUGGAACAAAGAGUCUUAAAGUAGCUUUAUCUCAUCAUCUUUGUGCACGUAUUCAAUCAUGUCGUGGAGAUUUUCGAUCAGCAUUGAACAGUGAACGUGAAGCUUAUCAAAUAUAUAAAUUACAACUUGGUGAUGAACAUGAAAGAACACGUGAAAGUGCUCAAGUACUUAAACAUUUAACUGAACAAGCCGUUGUUUUACAAAAACGAAUCAAUGAUGUUGUUAAAGGUCAAUUACUUGUCAUACCAAGUUUAACAAUUCAACAGCCAAGUUUUCAAAAUGUCUUAGAAAUGCUUAAUGUUGUUAAUGGUAUUCUAUUUAUUCAAAUACGAGAAAAAGAUCUUGAUUUACUUCGUGAAGAAUUUGCUAAACAAUCAAUUGAUGAUCAACAAGCAUCAACAUCUUCUGUGACUACUAUAUCAGAAGUAGCUAAUCAAGCAGCAGCAUUAUUAAAUAAUGAAAUCGAUUAA